Symsagittifera roscoffensis is the source of this 658-nucleotide messenger RNA. RefSeq names its product proliferation marker protein Ki-67-like. Gene Ontology annotation, cellular component: nucleus; chromosome. The record is from RefSeq and is a predicted model, not a curated record. Gene Ontology annotation, biological process: regulation of chromosome segregation; regulation of mitotic nuclear division. The coding region runs from base 10 to 354 and encodes 114 amino acids. The transcript has 2 exons. Gene Ontology annotation, molecular function: protein binding. NCBI's taxonomy places the organism in Eukaryota, Metazoa, Xenacoelomorpha, Acoela, Convolutidae.
UCAGGAGGUAUGUCCAAAAUGUAUGGUAAGGUGGUGGUAUUGAAGAGAGAUGGUCAGGAUGGAGCCAGUUUCCCAAUGCACACCAAAUCUAUCACAAUCGGAAGGAUGCCAGAAUGCGACAUCAGAGUGCAGUUGCCGACUGUGUCCAGACGCCACUGUAGACUGAGUGUGAAUUCCAACCAGCAGGUGCUCCUCACCAACCUCAGCAGUGUCAACCCAGUACAACUUAACGGAAAAACGAUCAAGCAAGAGGCACCAGUAUACCACGCGGACAUCGUUCAAGUGGAUGACAGAUUCUUCAGGUGCGAGAUAGAAGAUUCUUCUUACUCAUUCUUCCUCUAUAGGCCGCUAUAAAAGAUAUAUAUGUGCCAAUGCUCGAAGGAGGCUAGUCGAUGGAUGAAUCCGUUUUUUUUGUGCUGAAAAAGAAAUAGUUCGUUGAUUUAGGCUAACAAUGUUGAUGUGAUUCAUCAGUCAGCUAACAAUUCGGCGUGGAAUGAUAGAAAGAGCGAUAUUGAAAAUAGCCAUACUACAGCAAAUUUUCCACGCCAAAAAUAUUGCAGGGUAUUUUUUUGAGAAUUCGCAAAAUCCAAUGUCUUGCUCUGAUAGAUAGCAACAGAAAUUGACAACUUGCCUGGAAACUAAAUUUCGGUUGGGCAAA